Theileria annulata is the source of this 1497-nucleotide messenger RNA. RefSeq lists its product as uncharacterized. The record is from RefSeq and is a predicted model, not a curated record. Bases 1 to 1497 code for a protein of 498 amino acids. NCBI's taxonomy places the organism in Eukaryota, Apicomplexa, Aconoidasida, Piroplasmida, Theileriidae. The transcript is spliced from 3 exons.
AUGCUAAAAUCCCCCCCGGGAAUAACAAAGAGAAGGGAUCGUUCAGAAGCAUUGGACCAGGCAGGUGCAGUAUUUGAGGAUUUGUACAAGAAAUAUUUGGUCCUGGACAAUGAUAACCUUCAGAAAAGAGCCGAGACUUAUUUGUUAAAGUCCUUUUGCAACAAGAGCGCUUUUAGAAACAACUUAACUCAGCAGGACUCUGGGCUUUCAGAGCCAAAUUUAAGUUCUGAUAGUCAAUCCCCAAAAUCAGACGGCGUAACAAGUUCUGGAGAUAAAUACCUAAAACAGGUUUCAUUUGAAACUGACCAUAUGAAAAUGGGAGCCAAACUGAUUGCUAAAACACCCCCUAAGUUUACCGAAAAUCAAACCAGAACAAAGACUGAAUUACCCGAAUCAAGUCUAAAAUUUAAUAAAGAAAGCAUUUGGGGAAACAAUGAUGAAAGCCCUAAUAAAAGAAUACUUAAGAGUCCCAAGAAUAGCAGACUUAAGAAUUUAAAGGUGGAAGAAAAGAAAACCAGUAAAAAUAAACCUAAAAUGACCAAAGAUGACACUAGGAUAUUUGUUGAUAAUUUGACCGAAAGCGAUAUAAGUGAAGAAAGUGUUGAUAACCAGGAGGAGAAUUCAGCCCAGAACCUCAUUACUGUUAAGGAGUACGACCAUUCUCCUUGUUUCGACAAGGUUGAAGAGUAUUUGAUGGGUUCACAGACUGUUAUUACUUCUGACGAAGUGGACCAUAGUAGAGAAAGUCUCAUGGUUGUUAAAACAUUAGUUAAUAGAAACAAGGAAUUGAACUUUAUUUGUGGUCUCUCAAUUCUUUUCCAGAUUUUCAUGGCUUUUAACAUUUUUGGUCUUUUCUUUCUAGUUCACUCUCUUCACUUUGAGUUCCAUUCUAUUUUUUCUUCCAUUGCUAUGCCAUUUUUACUCCAUUUUUCAAUGUUUUAUCUUGUUUUUACCAUCGGUGUUUCAAGGGUUAAAAAAUCACUUAUGGUUUAUAAUAGUGAUAUCACUGUUGAAAUUUUGAACAAAAGACUAAACAGGGAACUCAGCUACAAGAAGCUCGACAGAUAUUCGGUAGGAGCUGAACGCAUUUUCGUAUUAUUAGCACUUAUUAUCGCCUGUACGCCCGUAAAAUUUAGUGAAGAUUUAAGUCAUCUUCAAGUUAUGGAAUCUCUAUACAUCUCCUUUAACGUCAUUUACUCUGUGCUCCACGUCCUCUUCGCUUUCUAUUAUUUCAAUUAUAAAAUCAUGAAGGAAAUAAUAGUUAAAGCUGGGGAGAUGAGCACUAAAAUCUAUAACUUACUGAGUAUAACAAAAUUUACGGGAUUCAACGGAAUCCUCAACUCUGUUGACAAGAUUAACUAUAUUAACACCACCAACAGUGUAAACAAUGAUUUGGUAAUGGAGUUGAAAAAAAGGUUAUAUAAAUCGUACAAGAGCAGGAAACUUUCACUUCCUUCCACAAAAACACGGAGAAGGCACGCUCAACUUAAUCGUUAA